Molecule: messenger RNA, 1221 nt
Organism: Erigeron canadensis
Lineage: Eukaryota; Viridiplantae; Streptophyta; Magnoliopsida; Asterales; Asteraceae
Exons: 3
Coding region: 156-1022 (288 amino acids)
Molecular function (GO): protein binding; DNA-binding transcription factor activity
Source: RefSeq, a predicted model, not a curated record
UCUAUAUGUACAAACGGGUACAAGUACCCUACUGAUGUGACACUGACUGUAUUUAUCAUCACGACGGCGGUUCCUUUGACACAGCUCCGACGUCGAUUUUUCUCGCCGGCGAUCUUACCUACUCAUCACACAUUAAGAAGCUCGGAGUUACUACAAUGGAACCUAUAUCUGCUCUGGGCAUUUCACAUAUUCUUGCAAGGCAAUUGUUUUUUAGCGUAUGCUUCAUACUGUUUCGAUAUCAAUCAGUCGAGGACAUAAUUUCUGAAGUGUUUGAGGAAUUUAAUUUCCUCCGAGAAUCAGGUUUACUUCAGUUUUGGAAAUGUAUCGGAUAUCUUGAUUCAGAGGAUAUUGGGUGCAAUCUUGUAUUAUUAGAUAAGCCUUUUAGAUUAACUGAUCAAAACCAUGAAGAACUCAAGAAUUACAGGAGGAAAUCUCAUGAUAAUGUUAUUAGAUUUGUUGGCGCACAAAAAAAGGUCACUGGAAACUGGUUUGCUGGGCGUGCAGCUCAAACAGGGAUUGCAGAUCAUAGGACAAAAGAUCUUGUACAUAGUCAUCAUUAUCAACAAUAUGCUGAAGCAGCAGGCAUGGGGCAGUGCGUUCUGCCUGUGUUUUAUGUUGUCGGUGAUAGGAAGAAACUCGCCGGAGUCAUCGAGCUAGUCACAAGUGUACCAAAAGAAAGUUAUGUUGAGGAUUUCAAUCAGUUGGUGCACUUACUGGGGGGUAGAGGCUUAGAAUCCAGUUACAUGGGGAAGACGAUAAAAGUUCAAUAUGAUGAUAUGAUCAAGUUUAACCUACCCAUUUCAGCCAAGUUCACAGACCUGCUGAAGGAAGUGACAAACAGGUUCCAGGAAUUAAAGUACAAACAUGUCUGUAUCAAGUACAAAAGCAACCACCGGAUUUCAAAUGAUGAAGACCUCCAGAAGUGCAUGAAGGAAUCCAAUUCAAAGGGGGAAGCAUUCAUCAGAAUGUUUAUUGAACACGUUGGUGGUACUUGUGAUUGCACUUCGGGGGAGAUAAUCUGAUCAUGACAUCUUACUAAUUAACCCAAUUAUUGGGACAAUAGCAUUUGACCAACAAUCUACACAACUUCUUAUAUCUAUUUUUGACAUCAUCAUCAUUGUUUUUACUUUUCUGAUCGAAGGUGUAAAUUUUAGGAUGAUUGUAGCUACAGGGUUCCCCAUGUGUUUUAUUUCAUUAAAUAUAGUAAUUAUCUUUAUUUUA